Messenger RNA from Danio rerio (zebrafish), 1610 nucleotides. RefSeq names its product potassium voltage-gated channel, delayed-rectifier, subfamily S, member 3b (gene kcns3b). The record is from RefSeq and is marked validated. Gene Ontology annotation, cellular component: plasma membrane; membrane; voltage-gated potassium channel complex. NCBI's taxonomy places the organism in Eukaryota, Metazoa, Chordata, Actinopteri, Cypriniformes, Danionidae. Gene Ontology annotation, molecular function: monoatomic ion channel activity; voltage-gated potassium channel activity. Gene Ontology annotation, biological process: transmembrane transport; protein homooligomerization; potassium ion transport.
AAACCGAUCAUGUAUUAUUGAUGAAGUGAACGUUUCUUUUGUGUUUGUUAAAACAGACGUGCUGAAAGAAGCGAAAGAGCUGAGGACUCGUGGUGCAAAAUGCAAGAACAUCCCAGGCAAGACCUCCAGAUUCGAUGAACACGCUCCACCAUGAUGUACGGCCAAAUUCUCCACCAUCAAGGCAGGGAGGAAGAUCUUGUAAACCUGAACAUUGGAGGCAUCCACCACAAGGUGGAGCGUUGUGUUCUCCUCCGAUUCCCCCACACUCGCGUGGCUCAACUAAUCCAGUGCCACAGUGACGCCGCCAUCUUGGAGCUCUGCGACGACUACAGCCCGACAGAACAGGAAUACUAUUUCGACAGAAGCCCGCAAGUCUUCCACUGCGUCCUGAACUUCUAUCGCACUGGACACUUCCACACUCUGGAGGAACUGUGCGUGUUCUGCUUCAGCCAGGAGAUCGAAUACUGGGGUCUCUGUGAACUGGAUCUAGACGCCUGUUGUCUUGAAUGGUUCCUCGAACGUAAAGACGAACAUGAGUUGAACUCAAGUGGACAGUCCAGUAAAAAUGCAUCAUCUGGAGAGAUUUCGGUCACAAGUGAAGAUUUGUGGAAAUCCGAAGGCAUGCGGUGCUCAGAUGUUCGAAAGCUGAUGUGGGAAACUCUUGAAGAUCCUCAACACUCCAGAUGUUCCCGAGGUGUGGCUGCGGUUUCUGUCCUAGUGAUUUUGAUCUCCAUCCUGGCCAUGUGUGUCCACAGCUUGCCUGAAUUCAGAUACCAGACAGAUGGUGAGCAUUCGGUCCUGGACUCCGUGGAGCUCUUCUGUAUUGUCUUCUUCUCAGUUGAGUUCUUCUUGAGGGUCAUUGCUGCUCCUCAACCGUUGAGGUUUUUGGGAAACCCUUUGAAUAUGAUCGACGUUGCUUCCAUCUUGCCUUUCUACAUUACGUUAGCCGUUGAGAGAUUAGACGAAGAAGACAAGGAGGAAAACCAAAGCCUGGUGAACAUGGGCAGGGUGGUUCAGGUUCUACGGCUGAUGAGGUCCUUUAGGGUCCUAAAGCUUGCGAGACAUUCUGAGGGAAUGAGAGCUUUCGGGGAGACGCUGAUGAACUGCCAGUGUGAGGUGGGUCUGCUUGUUCUUUUCAUUACCGUCGGGAUCUCCUUCUUCUCAACUUUUAUCUACUACACGGAGAAGGAAGAAGCUUCAUCCCAGCUAUCUUCCAUUCCCAUUUGCUGGUGGUGGGGCAUUAUUUCCAUGACAACAGUGGGUUAUGGAGAUGUUUAUCCAUUGACUGUGGCUGGAAGGAUUGUAGCCACAGUUUGCAUUCUCUGUGGGUUACUUGUGAUUUCUUUACCUAUCACCAUCAUCAUGAACAAUUUUUCUAAGUAUUUUGAGAAGAAUAGGAAGUGCCUUUCUGAAGCUAAAGCAUAGGGAGACGUCAACCAUUCACUGUGGUUUAAAAUGGUGGGUGGCUUUUUCAAUAUUUACUCCAGAAACAGUUUUGUGGUAAAAGUUGAAGGGAAGACAUUUAUUCAUCUGACAAGACAUUAAUCUUUACAUAUACCAAUGAUGAUAAUAAUAAUAAUAAUUAUUAUAAUAAAAAUAUGGUAAUCUGA